This is a messenger RNA of Chara braunii, 4998 nucleotides long. Lineage: Eukaryota; Viridiplantae; Streptophyta; Charophyceae; Charales; Characeae. The record is from the annotation of a GenBank genome assembly.
CCCGGGUGGAUGGCCGGUGCGUGUGUGCUUCGUCUGUUCUUUAGGGCAUUGGCGGACGGUUGGGUGUGUUGUCGUUCGCAUCGGCUCUGCUCGAUGUCGGCGACGGCGCGGCAAAUGUUUGCCUCUCUUUCUAGGAGAGGGGCGGAGGUGCUAUGUGGGUGAGAGAUCUGAAGCAGAGGGGGCAGCGGUAGCUCCGGCUCGAAAGAAGGGGAAGACGAUAUUUCUUACCGGCAGACACGAAUUGUGCGAGGGUGACCAUCGAAGGGGAGGAAGCAGACGCGUCACAAGCUUCUUCGAUUUGGAGGCGCGCGAGCGCGCGUCCUCGCCUACAUACAGUCCAAGAGGGAAAAAUCGUUGUGCGAGAUAUAUGAAUCGUUUCCGGCGGUUUCUGUUUUCUCCUCGCAAGCAGAGUUGCCGGUGUAAUGCAGAGCAUGUCAUCUAUUUCCCAGACGUAAGGAAGGCAUUGGAAUUGCAGCCUGCCAAAAUGAUUGAGUGCAGAAUCGCAAAAGGGACAACCAUCUUAAGAUAUCUGCUCCUGAGAGGUAUCAUUGGGCUCAGCGAAGGUGCAGGCCGGAUAUUAUCCAGCUUCGCGGGCAAGGAAGAAUGCUCUACUUCAGUUAUGUCCUUCUUGGAUGUCGAUCCGUUUAGAUGCCGUUGCGUCGUGCAUUCGGUUGGAGCUAGGAGUCUGAGCAGUGCCUUCCUGAAAAGGAAAGGAACCAGGGAUGUGUGUUGGAUACCUUGUUCUGGCGGUGGAGACCAGAUCUGUGGCGAUGGCAUGGACGUGCUGAGGGGGCUUGGGUGGGAAUUUUUAAAAAGCCCCAGAAGGCCGGCUGCUAAGAGCCAUGCAAGCAUGUUGCGCAUGUUGGAUGUUAUUGGGGGGCGCCGCAGUCUGGCAACCUUGGCUUCUGCUAGUGCAGUAGAACUCGUGGAAGCUGAUGGGACGAGACAUGACUCCCACACCUUCGUGUGCAGGGAUGCUGAUGACGGAGAUCACCAUGCUGUCAGUGGUGGUGGCGUCUUCCAGUUUCAGGACAAAGAAAUGGGAGAGAGGAGGCAGAGGGACAUGAAAAGGAAGCGAAUAACGACAUCAGAUGCACUGCGCGCCUGUGGAGGUGACAACCAACAGUUUGCUGAAGUGUUGAAACGUGAUGUCGGGGAUGGUGACAUCAAGAAGCUUCUGAGUCUUUUGACUCUCCUAAAGAUUAGAGGUGACUGGGAGAUUGGAUUACGGGUUUUCGAAUGGAUCCGUAACCAGAGAUGGUACAGACCUGAUGUUAGAUUCUAUUCUCGUAUGAUGAACUUAAUGGGUGACGCUAAUCAGACAGAAAAAGCAAGGGAGCUGUUUGAUCUGAUGAAACAGGAAGGCUUGCAACCAAACAUAUAUAUCUACACAGCAUUGACCAGAGCCUACGGAAGGAUCGGUAUGAUUUGGAGAGGGAUUGCCCUGCUGCAGGAGAUGAAGAAGUCAAUUUCAUGUAAGCCAGAUAUAGUUGCCUACAAUGUUUUGAUUGGUGCCUGUCUCAGGGGUUCUUUUUGGGAGUUAGCAGAAGGGCUGUUGCGUGAUCUGCGAUCCAACGGUCUAUCUGCAACAACAAUAACCUAUAACACGUUUAUUGCUGCAUACGGCAAGACGGGGAUGUAUAAGGAGAUGGAGGAGAAGCUGAUGGAGAUGCAGCGAGCAGGUUGUCGUCCUACUGGUAGCACGUUCACCAUAUUGAUUAAUGCCUAUGGGAAAGCAGGGCGUCUGGACAAGAUGAAAGAGGUGUUUGAAUCGAUCCAUGUCCACAAGUGUGUGGCAAGUGUCUUUGUCUACAGCGCAAUGAUUGACACAUACGGGAAGGCGGGGAUGUACAAGGAAAUGGAAGAGUUGUGGGCUGAGAUGAAGAGGAAUGGUGGGAGGGCUAAUCAUGUGACGUACAGCACACUUGUUGAUGCAUAUGGAAAAGCUGGCGACCUUGCGAUGAUGGAGCAACUGAAGGAAGAGAUGUUGGAAGCAGGUUUCCCUCCAAAUAAGUUCACAUACAAUGCCCUGAUCAAUGCAUAUGGGAAGCGAGGAGCGUUUGAGAAAAUGGAGGCGGUAUUCAAGGAAAUGCGGGACAACGGCAGCGACCUUGAUUCGUUUGCAUUCACGACUAUGAUCGAUGCACAUGCUAAGUGGGGUAAUUGGGAAAGGGUGGAGGAGCUCCUCACAGAAAUGCGCAGAAGUGGAAUUCCUCGGAACAGGGUCACUUAUACGACCCUCAUCGAUUCCUACGGCAAAGCAGGAAGGAUAGCGGAAAUGGAGAGAACGGUUGCAACCAUGUUGUCGGAACACCUUUCGCCAGAUCCUGUGAUGUAUGGGGCGAUGCUGUUUGCGUAUGCCAAGGCCAGAAAUGUCGCAAAGAUGGAACAGAUUGCUAAGAAGAUUCCAGCUAUGGAGUCCUCCAUAGGGGCGGGCACGCACAGUGUCAUGAUCGAUGCAUAUCUUGCUGCAGGGAUGGUAGGAAAGGCCGUGCGACUGGCUGAUUGUGCAGUGAAGGCUGGACUGCAGUUCGACCCGUCGGUGUAUGAGAUGAUGGUGGAUGCUUAUGCUGCAUGGGGAAUGAUCGGAGAAGUGGACAAGUUGAUCAGUACUCUUGAACAACAAUGUUGCACAUCGACUAGUUUUGCUUACAUGUCACUCAUCUAUCUUUAUCUGAAGGCUGGUCGAUACGAGGCAGCCAAGAAAAAGUACAAGCAGCUUGAGCAGAUUUCGCGUGGGCAGGGUCUCAACACAUCAAUAUUGGCAAAACUGCUUGUUGGCAUGGCCAAUUGCAGAAGAAGGGGUGAGCAUGGUUCGCUGCCAUUGGUCGAUUGUUUGCGGGGGUCGCCGAGCAGGUUGUUCAGUGCUGUAGGAACCCUUUUAACUGUGGAGGACAGGCAUGCUGACGGGCAUCCUGACAAGGAUUGGGAGGAAGAAUGCAUGCACACGAUCAGGUCGCUCCUGCUCAAGGAGGAUAGCGAUAGAGUGUGGCCUUUGCUCAAUUCCUUGGUGGAUGCCUUGUGGAUUUCUGGGUUAAGGAAGCGCGCGAAGCUGUUGGUGUGGGAUACGUCAGACAGCUUGUGGGAAGGAGGGUGCGAAUGGACACCGGAUGAAUGGAAAGUCGACUUCCAUGGCAUGUCUGCUGGGAUGGCAUUACUCAUGCUGCACUCAUGGUUAACAAAUGCUGCUGAAAGGCUUGCAGCUCCCGGUGCCGAAGUUCCAACGCAGGUUACCAUAAUUACAGGGUGGGGAAAGAACAGUCGGGUGGAAGGGAACUCUCCAGUAAAGAAUGCUGUGAUGGGCAAGCUUAUGGAGUCAGGUUCUCCGUUCCCUGCUGUGCGUGAGGAUGUUGGGUGGGCAUCGGUGUCUGGGAACGAGUUCAAGGCAUGGUUGGAGAAGAUAAGAGAGAUGGAGGCAUUUGUACUGAGGGACGAAAGAGAGAGCUGAAGAGCAGGAGGUUGUUUGAGGAGAAUUAGUAGGAGGUGGCUCCUCGAAGGAGAAGUAGAGGGUGGCUUUGCCUCGGAUUCUCUUAUGUGCUGGGCAUGUCAAGGGACCAAGCUUGGGAGGCCUUAUGUCCACCAAGUGUGCCGGAACUCCAUCUAGCGGAGAGGUGUUGGACAUUGCGAUCGCUCAAGCGGCUCGGUAACAAUGACCAAUGCUACUGGGAGGACCACGUGGAGAGUCGUGCAGGAAAGGGUAAAAAUACGCACUGGAUCUAUGGGCUAAGAAUAAUAUCGAUUGCUUGCGAACAGCUGUGGCCUAUUCAAAUCAUUGUGUUUGUAUGCCUGGAACUCUGAAGCUCUUGUGUUUGGGCUCAUACCCUGUCAAUGCCUUGUGGCAUUUGCUUUGCUGCAAGCAGCAGCUGGGACCGUAUCGGCCCGUGGUCAAUGCAUGGGAUAGAACGAACUAGUCGGCAGCAAAUUGUCAUAGUGUUUCUUGGGGGAACAGACUCAGGAUGCAUCUGUAGUUCCUAAAGCUUGGCAUGGCUAGGGUUUGCGUGGGGUCCCUUGUUUUCAUAUGAAGGGUGCACAGCCUCUCUGAGGAAAGCUGUGUAUUAGUGGUGUCUGGCUGCCAUUACACGCUGGCCUUCUGAAGAGCUUCUGAACUACGGGAGUGGACAAUUGUUUGCGAGCAGGAUAAGAAUCAGUCCUAUGGUAGUACUCCCCGAGGUAGGAGAAUGGCCGUAGAAUAGUUCAUCUCUUCCUCGACGGACGAUCUUUCUGUGGAAUGUUGUAGUCAACUCAGCCUGAUUUUAGAUGGUAGAAGUGGAUCGAUGGUGACGCUUGCGCCUCUCGCUUGUUUGGCACGUAUUUCUGUCUGGCAACUAUGGUUGUAAUAUUCCUCGCGUUCUCCCACCUCGCCCUGUUUGACUUUUUUUGUGUUCCAAUUUCUAAGCGUUCACUGAUAGAGCCUACAGUUGUGUUGCUGCGUUGAUUCCUUUCUGUUGUAUGCAUUUGAAUUCAGAUGAGUGGAAGUGUGUACCUUUGCGGGACAGACUUGUGCUUCUUUUGGCACUUCUAUGCGAACAGUAAUUUAGAAAAUUUUUCUCUUGUCAAAAGUUCCACCGUUCAUUUUCCUGUCCUUUUGCUCUUUGGCAACAUUUGACUCUUCCUGUGUGGUUCAUCAUUAUGGCUGAUCUCUGAGUCCAGUGAGAUCUUCCACUGCCUUAGACUCCAAUACAGUCGGUUAUAUCAGCAUUCGUUUUAGUCGUCUGACACAAGUCCUGCUACGUUCUGGGGUUUGGCUUCAAGGGUAUUGCAAAAUCCAUGGCUUCACUGCAGGCUGCUUGCUGUUCCAGAAAGGGUUUGAGCAAAUGGUUCUUGUGAGACUAAGUCGUGACUGUGGUGAGUCGGCAAAGGCCAAUUAUUCUCUGGCUUUGAACUGUUGUCUGAGGUGUGCUGCUCAGCAAAGGCCAAUUUUUUCUCUGGCUUUGCACUGUUGUCUGAGGUGUCCUGGUCAGUGGACGUGAUAUUCGAGGAACACGAGCACCCAAACGC